AUGGAUGGUAGUUCCUUGUCCUCUUCAUCCGGCUGCGAUAAUAUCAACCUGGUAGCUGUUAAUAGUUGCGCUAAUUAUUCUGGCUGUUUUCUUCAUUAUCCGAGCAUGGAGACAGCGAUACUGACAUCACCAGUGUCUUCGAAUAAUCCUGAUCUGGUACUACCCGCAGUCGUUAGCAGGAGCAACAGUGGUACCAUCAAUAAGCUUUCAGGCCAACAUCAUGCCAUCGACUACCAAUUCAAUUUCGGUUACAGUAGUCACGUGCAGUCGAGUUAUGACGAGGACGAUCGAACUUUGCCAGGUUAUUCUGCACCCAUGACAAGACUUAUACGUAAUGAUAACCAAUGCAUCACUCAUCCAAACGAAUCAUCUUAUCGAGUAAUGCGACGUUUCCGUAAUCGUUCGGCAUCAUUACCGCGUGGUAUGCAUUGUGAAUCGUCGGCUCUAGAGAUGCGCCGUGGAUCCAUUGACUGUUGUUAUCCACCCCAGAGCUACUCAUCAUAUAAGUCAAAAGAUGAAGCUACCAUUAAUAAUUCUUACCUGAUGCGUAGCGUUGAUAAUCUUAGUGUUAUGGAGAGAGGUCAUGAUUCGGUUAUGGAUGGCACGCGCUUGAGCAGCGGAUGUCGCCUUCCGGAUUUGUCGCUCGAUUGCACUGUGUAUGAUGGAGCUACUCAGCAGCAGCCUAUCUUUGGUAGACAAAGGAGGGUACGAAGAGUUAGCGGUCGUUCACAGAGUGUUGGUCGGGCGUAUUGCGCAUUCGAUUCUAAAAUGGCCAACAGCUAUAUGAAUAGCUGCGUUCCUUUAUUUCAUCGGUCACAUUUACCGACUGUUCGAGCCCAGUUAAUUGCUCUCGAUCACAGAGGCUUGCGAAUUGUCCUAAUUGAAAAGCUUCAGCCAGGUCCAUUCGGUUUUUAUAUCGCUACUGGAAUAUUUAACCAAAAACAUGGAAUCUUCGUUUCCCGGGUAUCAUUACCUUCAUUGACAUCGGUACUAUCGGUGGGUGAUGAGAUUAUCUAUGUGGAAGACGAACUGGUUAAAGGUGAAGAUCUAGAAUAUGUUCAGGCGUUAAUUGCUGGCAAGAGUAGUGUGAAGAUAGUUCUUUUACCGAUAGUCGGACCAGGUGCUUGUUGA
Messenger RNA from Brugia pahangi, 1131 nucleotides. NCBI's taxonomy places the organism in Eukaryota, Metazoa, Nematoda, Chromadorea, Rhabditida, Onchocercidae. The record is from the annotation of a GenBank genome assembly.